GUAAAUGGAUUCGAGUACAAUUCUGAUCGCCUCUUUCAUGAUCUUUUCUAAAGGUAGAACUACUAUGAGCGGUCUAAACUUCGACCCUUAUUUCUUUCUUCAUAUUGUAAAAGGGGGCAAAGCUCGUUUUUUGCUCCCUUUAUUGAGAAUCAAGGGCCCCCCCGCCAUCGUUUCAGUGACUCAUAGGGCUUCCCUAAGCUCAGUCUUUUAGGUUCUUGAGAAUGGUCGCCACCUCUUCCAGGACUAGAAUGAUUAUCCCUGCCCGAUGGGUCUACAUCCAUCCCUGAAUGUCGUCGGGUACUGUUCACUUCCCCGCCAUUCUUGUAACCGUCACCUGUAAUCCGCGCAGGUGUGUCCGCACCCCCUGAGUGGACGAGAAAGAAAGAAUUUCUCGAAAUGACCCCCCCAGGUUCCAGACCCAGGAGUCAACUUUCCCGUAUCAGCAUUCGAUAGGUCGUCUGAGGGUUCGCCGUGGUUCAUUGUUGUGCUUACACACUAGGCUACCCUUCUCCGAAAGCUCCGUGGGACCACCUACCACUAGUCUUCAGCCAGAGGGGUUUAUUGCACAAAAACUGGGACGCAGUUUCCCGAAGAGGGAAGCCCAACGAAUGUCAGAUGCAAAGCUCCGCACCUCAUUAAGAUCAUAUUGGCAUACUCUCCCAAAAAAAAAAAGAGCAGACCCCAUUGAAGACGAGAGUAAGGUAAACGGCGGCAGUAACUUAACUAUCCACCGCCCUUCUCACAGAACCGUACGUGGACGUUACCGCUCAUACAGCUCCCAGCCAGCAAGCAGUGCCUUCCUCUACAAGGAAUGGAUGGAAGUGUGGAUGAAUCGAAUUAAAUAGAGCAAUUCGGUUUUUCUUUUCAGCAAUAACAUGAUAAGAGCAUCCCUUUCACAAAAACCUACGGAUCCCCCUCCUAUCCUGCCACUUCAGCACCUUGUGAUCCUUGAGAAGAUCAUUACGAGUCCAAUGAGGAUGCCCUCUCUCAAUGGUAGCUUAUAUUGCAUUAUGUUUAUUGAUGAUCUAACAAGAAUGUGUUGGAUAUUCUUUUUGAAAUUCGAAUAUGAAGUUGCUAGCGUAUUCUGGAAGUUUAAAGAAAGAGUAGAAAAUGAAAGUGGUUGCACAAUCCGAAGUUUGAAGUAA
Carica papaya (papaya) is the source of this 1145-nucleotide messenger RNA. The record is from RefSeq and is a predicted model, not a curated record. Lineage: Eukaryota; Viridiplantae; Streptophyta; Magnoliopsida; Brassicales; Caricaceae.